Messenger RNA from Brachypodium distachyon (stiff brome), 3093 nucleotides. Its product is annotated as ubiquitin carboxyl-terminal hydrolase 1. Gene Ontology annotation, molecular function: cysteine-type deubiquitinase activity; cysteine-type endopeptidase activity. Gene Ontology annotation, biological process: protein deubiquitination. Gene Ontology annotation, cellular component: nucleus; cytosol. NCBI's taxonomy places the organism in Eukaryota, Viridiplantae, Streptophyta, Magnoliopsida, Poales, Poaceae. Bases 146 to 2776 code for a protein of 876 amino acids. The record is from RefSeq and is a predicted model, not a curated record. The transcript has 4 exons.
AACCCGCCGGACUCUCACCGUCCCCUUCCCUCCCCUCUCUCCUCCACCACCAUCUCGGCCUCGCCGCGAACGCCGCGGACGUCCCCCACCCCCUCCUUCCUCCGAGCUCGGCCUCUCCUUCGCCGUAUCCCGGCGACAGCGCGUGAUGGGAGAGGACAAGAGGCAGGUUACGACGGUGGAGGAGGAGGCGGCCGCGGAGGCGGCGGCCAAGAGCCCGCGGAAAUCCCCGCGCCUGACCGCGGCCGUGGUGCCGCUGGCCGCGGUGCCCCUGGCCGCGGUGUCGCCGGAAUCGAGCGAAUCGCCAUCGACACAGCUGGAUUCUAGCGAGUCCACAUGUUCUGAUGACAGCCAGGAGCACCAGCACAUGUUCAUGACCGACGAGGAGCUGGCUGCGAUCGCGAAUAACUUCAAGACCGCCAAGGAGCACCCGAUGUGCCAGCAUGACGACUGCAAGGUCACCUGGAAGGGAGCCUCUGAUGGCGGCGGUGAGGACGCCGGGAUGAUGCUAUGCACGGAGUGCGGCUGUCAUUUCUGUACUGGGCCGGUGGGGGACAUGCUAAAUCCGAGGGGGCACGCGUACUGGCACGCCCAUGAAGCCAUGCACCGUGUUGCUCUGUGGUACGAUGAUCCGUAUAAGGCAUACUGCUUCGAUUGUGAAGAAGGUCUGACGCUCGGUGGGAACAGCUCCCAGGACAAAGAUGCGUGGGCAGUGGUUGCCAAAAAUGGAAAGGAUCAGUGGGGAAGCGAAGAUGUAGGUGGCCAUGCAUCUGGGGUUGCUUAUGUUUAUGGGGAUGGAUAUGUUAUCAGAGGGAUUCUAAAUCUUGGAAGCUCAUGCUACAUGAAUGCAUCGCUGCAGUGCCUCCUUGCGCUUCGUAAGCUGAGGAGAAUGAUUUUAGGACUGGAUGCUUGGUUGGGGUUCACUGGACAUUACCUGAAGGAGUUGUUUGUUGAGACAGGCAGUGCAAAUGAUGCCACAUGCUUGCUAAAUCCACGUAUGCUAUUGGAUUGUGUGGGGGGAUCUGGCCAGCAGUUCAAGGGCAACGAGAUGGAAGACACCUACGAGUUUCUUGUGUCUUUGCGCAAUGCUUUAGAUAAGGAGGUGAAGGAGCUAAACGAUUUGAAUUGCGUGCAAGGGGGUGCAGUGUUGCCUGAAUUUGGCGAAUCCAUUUUCAGGGUCCAGAUGUGUCAAACCAUAUCCUGCAAAAGUUGCCCGAAUAAUUCAGUUCAACAAAUUGAGUUAUAUGAUCUCCAGGCACCUGUGGCAUUGCCAUCAAAGGAUCCACUAGCAAGAAGUGUUGUGUCAUCACCAAAGAUCGAGAGCCACAUGUCUCCAAGGAAUAUUUGCAAGAAACUAUUUCAAGAAACUCAAAAGAGUGAUGGAGAAAAGCUUCAAACAAUUGCUGAAGGUUGUGAACUGGGAGAUGGGGCCAUGGAGAAAAAACCCGAGCCUUUGCAAGUUGAUUCUACUGAAAUGAAGGAUGUUGUAGAUGAUCGUUUGCAGACUCACGAGAAUGAUGGCCCAAGAGAGAUCGUUGAGGUGUCUAUAAAAGCUCUUGAUUUCAUUCCUAACUUGUUUGAUGGCAUUGAAGGAGUGGAAAUAGCAGAUUCUCGCAAUCCGAAAGAUAUAGUUCCUCCACUGUUUACAACCGAAGACAAGGGGAAAGCUCAGAGUAGUGAUAUUAUUCCUCCAAUUGUUUCAACAGAAGACAAGGGGAAAGCUAAGAGCUGUGAUAUUAUUCCUCCACUUGUUAUAACAGAAGACAUGGGGAAAGCUCAGAGCAGUGAUAUUAUUCAUGAUGUCGCAGAACAUAUGAACUCUCUUUCGUCGAUUGAGGACUGCCUGGCACUGCUUUUGAUUGAACAACCGGUAGAAUGGACUUGCGAGAACUGUUCCAAUGUUGCUGAGCUGCGGAGAACGAACAGUAGUAAAAAUGGUGAACAGAUGAUGGGAAGUACUAAUGUAAAUACAACAGUUGGUGGAGACCAGACUGAACAGGCCGACAGGAAAACAUGCCCAAGUGAGCAAUCUGUUGAUUUGAACAGGUUCUCAUCAGAAUGUACUUCUCCAAGUAGGCGACCACAUGGUUUGGAUGCACAGGAUAAAGUUAUACUCUAUGAGGACAGAACUACUAAAGGAAUCACUUCAGAGACGAGUUGUGAUGAAAAGGACUCACCCUCUUCCAGCACAGGCAAUAAAAAAUCUGAAAGUCAUCAAGGUGUUCAAGAAGCUGUUCUUAUAUGCCUUCCAACUGAUAAACGGACUAACAUGUUGGUCGUCCAAGAUAGUCAAGAUACCAGCACAGAAAAUCAGGGCAGAGGGAAGCAGGUAAAGCUGGAUGAUCAUAGUGUAAAACAAGUGGACAAAGACCAAAAUGAGCAGAAAAAUGAGGAUGGUGGUGCCACUCAAACAAUUUUGCUUACCAAGCUGCCACCUGUAUUAACCAUUCAACUGAAGAGAUCUGCGGCUGAUCUUUCUAAAUUGGUUGGACAUGUGAGCUUUAAUGAGAUUCUUCAUGUAGGACCAUUCAUGGACCCAAGUUGUGAGGACAAAGAUAACUCUAGCUAUCGUCUAGUUGGUGUCAUUGAGCACAUUGGCUCCACCUUGCGUGGAGGGCAUUACAUUGCUUAUGUGAGGGCGGAUCGCAAUCAGCAGAGUGGGUCUUCCUCAUGGGUUUGUGCGAAUGAUUCCUCCAUCAGAGAAGUCUCUCUACAAGAAGUUCUCAGGUGCGAGGCCUACAUUCUUUUCUAUGAGAGGAUGGAGGAGGAGGACGACUGAGGCAUAUGUGGCAUUCUACCCACCAACUAAUCAGAAGUGCAAUGACAAAUGAAGCAGAAGGGUGAGAUUAGCAACGAUGGCCAAGUGUACCUACUAACGUAGAGUCAUCAUAAAGUCCAAUUUUGUUGCUUUGGCUGAGUCAUUGCAGGAUUUUUCAUUGGUUGAUGCGUGUAUCAGUCAGCUGGAGAGAUUUCGGCCAGCCGAUCUAGUCAUAUUCGUUCAUAACCAUUAUUUUCUGUCCAUGAGAAACGUACUAUAAUUUUCCAUUUCCCUUUGUGUGAAAGGGAAACACUAAUAGAGUUCUUUUGUUGGUACAA